CAACACUUCAUUCACCUUUUUGCACCCCAUAGACCUAAGCCAUCAUCUGCGAUUAAUGACCAUUCCUGUCACUCGUUCGAGCCUUUGAUACAAUCGAUCCUUGUUCUAGCAAUUCUGCGGUUGUCGACACCUUCUGUACCUAAUUGCAAGUGCGCUUCUGCGUAUCCUUGGUACACCUCAACCUCCCGGACACAGCCUCCUUCGGAUAAUGCGUUGCUGAAACCACUCCAGCACUCGCAGUCAUCGACAUGACAUUUACGCUGUUCACCUAGACGCAACCUUGCGCUCUGGCCCUUAGUUCAUCUCACUGCUACUGCCGAUGUCUUCUCGCGAUAGAACGCCGCCGAAAACGGCCGGUCGCCAGUCUAUCCCCCUUCAAGAUCUUUCAAGACCUCCUGAUGAUACAUUCGCUGGUUCGAAUGGGAUACCAGGAUCCGGAGGGAGAUCAAGUAGCCACUUCCAUCGACAUAGUCGCACUCGCUCCCUUCUUGCCGGUCGCCGGACUCCCACUUAUUCGCGCUUAGAUGAAGAGUCACCCACAAGAGGAGGGAGUGGAUGGGCGCGCCCCGGCGUCGGCGCACAUAGACAUGACGAUAAUGACUCUCCGGUAGAAAACAUGGAGGGGUUUGCAGCAGCGACGGUUGGCUUGGAUCUCAAUCUACCAUCUACACCCCAGAGUGCGAGCGCGAGGAGGCCAACCAUCAUCACCACUCCGGCCGAUGGAGAUCAUCUCGAACCAGAUGGCUUGUUCUCGCCCCCGGAUACCGACACGACACCGUUGACCGAAGAACGUGGAUACACAUCUUCGCUGAAGGCAUCUGGCUCGUUUUCCCGAGGACAGAGACACGAUAGACAAGGAAAACUGUCAAGCGUGCACUGGACAGAUGGAGAAUCUCCCUCCAUCUCUCGUGGUCGGGGAUCCAGGCUUGGGGACGAUCUGCCCACCCUCAAUACAAGCACAGUCUUGCAUCGAAAAUUGAGUACCGGUAGCGGCAUAGCCCGUCUAACGCCCGAACGAGCAGAGUCCGGCGAGAGAUCCCGCUCACAGUCACCAUCUCCUUCACCCAUGGCAAGAGCGAACUCGAUGUUGCGCGAGAUAUCUCAGCGUGUUGUCAAUCUGAGUAACGACUCAGACAUGGUGGACCAAAAACUACGCCGAAAGUCAUCUGUACGAGAUCAGAGGCGACCAAGUACGUCAGCUCCUAUUGAACCGCCAAUCGCCGAUGAGGAAGAAGCAUCAGGAGGCCCUUCGCCACUGGAGAAACUUCCCUCAGUUGAAGCAUCACCUGCACCGUUUAUGCCUGUCCAUUACCCAAACCCUCUUCUAGGCAAGUCGUGGGGCAUGUUUGGACCCGAGAAUCGACUACGGAAAUGGCUGCUAGAGAUUCUUGUCCACCCGCUCACGGAACCUCUGAUCUUGGUAUUGAUCAUUACUCAAACGGUCCUGCUUGCAGUGAAUGCUGCCGGCGAUGCCGUCUAUCUACAAACAAGAACUAAACGAUGGGGGACGAGCUUCGAUUAUGCCAUAUUCGGCCUCUUCAUCAUCUACACUUUGGAACUGGUCGCCCGUACCAUAGUCUCAGGGUUCAUCUCAAACCCGCGCGAACAUAGCACGAUCAAUCGAGACUUAGGGCUCAAGAGAGCGGUGCUGCAGAAGGCCCACACACUCUUUGCUGGCCAACGAUUACAAGAUAUGCCACCUGCAAAGAGCGAUACUCCCAACCCUUCCAUCGUACGAACCUUCACUGGCGUCCCGGCGCCUGGCGCUCCCGGUCAUGGCAAACAUCAACAGAGGGUGCGCCUGGCUCGACGCGCCUUUCUCAGACAUUCUUUCAACCGGCUCGACUUUGUGGCCGUUGUCUCCUACUGGAUUUCUUUUGCCAUGCAGAUGACGCUGGUAGAGAGCAACACCCACGUCUAUGUCUUCAACAUGUUGAGCUGUUUACGAAUUCUACGCUUGCUGGGCUUGACAGCAGGAACCUCGGUCAUUCUUCGUAGUCUGAAGAAGGCCGCCCCCCUUCUAGUCCAUGUUGCAUUUCUGAUCGGCUUUUUCUGGCUCAUUUUUGGUAUUGUUGGUGUCCAAAGCUUCAAGUCAAGUCUUCGACGGACCUGCGUCUGGGUCGGCGACGAUGGCUCAGGGCAAAAUUAUACGCUCAAUGUUGCUCCUGAGAACAUCCAAUUCUGCGGAGGCUAUCUCGACGCGGUCACAGCAGAACCUAGACCAUGGCUGAAACUCGACGGCCAAAAUGGUACAGGCAGUCCCAAAGGGUUUCUCUGCCCACAAAAUUCGCUUUGUGUGGAGGGCUCUCAGAGCCCCUACAACGGUACUGUCAGCUUCGACAACAUCGUUCAAUCCCUGGAGCUUGUGUUCGUGAUCAUCAGUUCCAAUACCUUCUCUGAUCUGCUAUAUUACCUUACCGAUUCCGAUUACCUGGCGGCAGCACUUUUCUUCGCUGCCGGUAUUGUCGUCCUUAGUUUGUGGAUGGUCAACUUGCUGGUGGCAGUCAUUACCUCCUCUUUCCAAAUCAUUCGCGAAGAGAGCAGGCAAAGUGCAUUCACGGCGGACAACAUUGACCAACCGGUGCUUGCAGACGAUCCAAUGACGAGACGAAGCCAAUUGAAGAAGUUCUUUGAUAAAACUCAUGUGUUAUGGGUUCUUGUCAUUGUCUACGAUCUGAUCGUGCAAAGCUUGCGCAGUGCCUACAUGAGCGAUUCUCGUGAACAAUUCAUUAUGAAUUCCGAGACGAUCGUCACACUGCUCCUCCUUGUUGAAAUCAUUCUUCGAUUCCUCUGUGACUGGCGGAAUUUCUUUCGGGGCAAACGGAAUUGCUUCGAUCUUCUCCUUGCUGUUGUCACUUCCGUCAUGCAGAUCCCAGCAAUCCGACAUUCGGGCAAGCCAUAUGCGUGGCUCACAGCUUUUCAGAUUGCUCGUGGUUAUCGAGUUGUAUUGGCCGUCAGAGUUACCAGAGAAUUGGUGAUGCUUGUGUUUACCAAUAUCGGCGGUUUACUCAACCUGAUACUUUUCGUCUUUUUGUUCACCUUCCUGGCGGCCAUUCUCGCCUCCCAAUUGCUGAGGGGAGACAUUCCUGCCGUGGAUAAUGGUGGAGACACCAUUCAAGUGACCUUCUUCGACAUCUGGAAUUCAUUUCUCGGCAUGUACCAGGUUUUUUCAAGCGAAAACUGGACGUCUCUCAUGUAUAACGCCACUGAAUACAAUCUCAUAUGGGAUACAGCAUGGUUGAGUGCGCUGUUUUUUAUUCUCUGGUUCAUCAUCUCCAACUUGAUCGUGCUCAACAUGUUUAUUGCUGUAAUCCAAGAAAGUUUCGAUGUGUCGGAGGACGAGAAAAGAUUACAGCAGGUGAAGGCUUUCCUUACGCAGAAAGAAAUUAGUGGUUCGGCCACUGGUAAUUUGUCACUUGCUGCAGUUUUCAAGAUGGGACGAGAUUCACUCAGACAUCGCGAUGCGUUGGAGUAUGGCUCAGCAACUGUUGAGCAGCUGUUGAAGGAAGCUGUCGUCAAAGAUUUCUUGGAUGAACAACAGGAAGGACUAUCGAAGCGACCACAGUCAAUGCAUGUGCCUGAUGCUGGUGCAGUCAAGCCAGGCCUCCUGUCAAAGUAUUGGGGCAAGUUGGUUGGCCUCAACAAGCACCAUGAACCAAAUCCCUUCUAUUCCAAUGCUACAAUCACACGGGCCAAUGAGGAGUUCGACCCACGAGCAGCUGCAAAAAGAGUCGUCCUGACCACUGAAAACCGUCGGCGUGCUCAGCGUCAAUAUUUGCAGAAGCACCCGAAGUACAAUGUGUCGCUCUUUAUUUUCAAACCCAACAACCCAAUCCGGAAGCUUUGUCAAUACCUAGUCGGGCCUGGACGAGGAUCAGAACGAGUGGAAGGUGUGUCGCCAUACAGACCUGCCUGGUAUACCUUCUCUGCCUUCAUUUAUGCUGCCAUAGUUGCAAUGGUGAUCCUGGCUUGCAUCACGACGCCGUUAUAUCAACGCGAUUACUUCCUGGACCACGAUGUGAAUUUCACUAAUUGGUUUGUUUGGACCGAUUUGGGCUUCGCCGCUCUCUUCACUGCUGAAGCAGUCAUAAAGGCCAUUGCCGAUGGGCUCUUUUUUACACCGCAUGCCUACUUCAGAAGCGUCUGGGGUUUCAUCGAUGGUGUGGUCUUGAUCACGCUCUGGAUCAAUGUGAUCACCACGAUGUAUCGUGACGAUGGCGUCUCUCGAGCAGUCGGCGCCUUCAAAGCUUUGAGAGCCUUGAGACUGCUCAACAUCAGUGACACUGCCCGAGAAACGUUCUAUUCGGUCAUCAUCGUCGGCGGAUACAAACUCAUUGCGGCGGCAUUCGUGUCGAUGAGUCUCCUGAUCCCGUUCGCCAUCCUUGGUGUCAACCUAUUCAACGGAGAGAUGAAAUCAUGCAACGACGGCGAUUUCGGUUUCGAAUUGUUGAGCAAUUGUGUUGGCGAAUUUAAUUCUACGCCCUUCAAUUGGCCGGUGUUGGCUCCUAGGCAAGUGGCAAAUCCAUGGUACUCUUUCGACGAUUUCGGCAGCGCCUUGUUCAUCCUUUUCCAGAUUGUCUCUCAGGAAGGAUGGAUCAAUGUUAUGUGGUCUGGGACGAGCAUCACUGGGAAGGGAUUGCAGCCUCGCGCUUUUGCAUCCCAGGGGAAUGCUGUCUACUUCAUUAUCUUCAAUCUGUUGGGAGCCGUCUUCGUGUUGACGCUGUUCAUUUCAGUCUUCAUGCGCAAUUACACCGAGCAAACUGGAGUCGCCUUUUUGACCGCCGAACAACGUUCCUGGCUCGAAUUGCGCAAGCUUUUGCGUCAAAUCUCACCCUCCAAACGGUCUAUCGGAGCAAAGACGACGCGUCUAAGAAAGCUGUGCUAUGACUUAUCAAUUAAGAAACGAGGGAAAUGGCAACGCUUCAUUACCGUCAUACUUGUUCUUCAUCUGAUUCUUCUCACCGUUGACUACUACCCAGAGCCAGCUUGGUGGGAAACGUUACGAGAAGCUAUAUUCCUGGCCUUUGCCAUCAUACUCAUCACCAAUGUUGUCAUCAGAAUCAUCGGGCUAUCCUGGCAUCGGUUCAGAAGAAGCUCUUGGGAUGUAUACUCGAUUUUUGCUCUCUCAGGAAUUCUGGUCACUUCUCUUAUGAGGCUGUCCAAUGUCACCGCAGGGAGUUUUGAACAGAUACACAAGCUCUUUUUAGUUUCGGUCACCUUUCUCCUUAUCCCACGAAACAACCAGCUCGACCAGUUAUUCAAAACCGCUGCGGCAUCGCUGCCACUAAUUGCCAAUCUUCUUGCGACAUGGUUUGUGCUGUUCUUGGUGUAUGCGAUCGCUUUCACGCAAGCCUUCGCCUUGACCCGGUUUGGGCAGAACGAAAACAACAAUGUCAAUUUCCGCACCGUGCCCAAAGCUUUGGUACUUCUUUUCAGAACCAGCAUUGGCGAAGGAUGGAACCAAGUCAUGGAGGACUUCGCCGGGAUCGAGCCACCUUUCUGUGUACAAGGAGAUAGUUUCUUCUCGAGUGACUGUGGGAGUUCGGCCUGGGCAAGGACCCUGUUCAUCUCUUGGAACAUCAUCAGCAUGUACCUGUUCGUAUCUUUGUUCGUUUCGUUGAUCUUCGAAAGCUUCUCCUACGUCUACCAGCAGAGCAGCGGCAUGUCUAUUGUGAGCCGCGAUGAGAUCAGACGUUUCAAACAAGCCUGGGCAGAUUUUGACCCGAACGGGACGGGGUUUAUCUCCAAGGAACAGUUCCCUCGUCUCCUGGGGGAACUCUCCGGUGUUUUCUCGAUGCGCAUCUACGACGGCGACUUUUCCGUGCACCGUAUCAAAGAGGAUUGCUCUUUCCAACCCGGAGACCCCGUCGCGCCGGAUUCGAGGAUAUUUGAGGGAAUGGACCUGACCAGAUUAGCGGAGAGAGUCAGCCAAAUACCGGUCGAGGAAAUCCGAAAACGAAGGGAACGAAUGAAUGUGUUUUAUGAAGAAGCCUUGCUUACAGCGGAUCCGGAUCGCGGAAUCCCUUUUACAGCGUGCCUCUUUUUACUUACCCAUUACAACGUCAUUACGGAUUCGCGAAGCUUGCGGCUGGAAGAAUUCUUACGCCGGAGAGCACGGUUGCAGAGAGUCCAAGAAACCAUACGACGCAAUACUGUGGUUGGCUUCUUUGACACUGUUUACUGGUCACGAGAAUUCAGGAGAGCUGUCGAACGGCGACGGGACUCACGACUGACUGCGCCUCCUAGCAUUCCUGUGCCGGAGAUUUUCAUCGAGAAUCCGGAUGAUAAUCUUGAGAGCAGCAGUAGCACUGAACCACGAGAUUUUACGACAUCAACACCAUCAUACACACCGAAAAAGCCACCGACACAUCUUCCACCCAUCAACACAUCAUUCCAGCUUGGGGACUCGCUCCAGAGCCCAUCAAGACUCAGUUUUGACGAGUCUCCAAGAGCCAGCCCGACUAGAGCGAGACUCGGGUCUGUGGAUACGUCGUAUCAUGGCGCACAUAGAUCGUCGCCUACAACGCCAACAUUGAGCCACAGCCGCCACGGUAGCACGGCUAGUGGAAUGGGCGGGCAAGGCGUCAUGGAGGAUUUUGAUGCAUCAGCAUGGGGAGAGAGUCUACGACGGAGUUUUACGACGAGAAGGCCGCGGGACGACCGCGAUUGAUCCAAGAAGUAUAUACGACGAGGAAUGACGAUUGACACGACACUGUUUGUACAUAUUUUGGAAUGGCUGCGCCCGAUGAGAGGCGGAUAUUGAACAUAGCGAGGGCGUUUUGUAAGACCACAUCAAGACUGGUUGAAAAAGUGAGGGCCGGAUGGGCGACAUGUGUGUAUAUGUGCAUUUGCUAUUUAAAGGCACCCUCGGGUCUUUUAUACGUUUAAUCUUGAAGAUGAAGUGGCCGUUGAAGCCAAUAAUGAAGAAAAAAUUAUUUCAUCAUCUGACGAAAAA
This is a messenger RNA of Exophiala oligosperma, 6955 nucleotides long. RefSeq lists its product as uncharacterized. Gene Ontology annotation, molecular function: calcium ion binding; high voltage-gated calcium channel activity. Bases 320 to 6670 code for a protein of 2116 amino acids. The record is from RefSeq and is a predicted model, not a curated record. The transcript has 2 exons. Gene Ontology annotation, cellular component: voltage-gated calcium channel complex; membrane. Lineage: Eukaryota; Fungi; Ascomycota; Eurotiomycetes; Chaetothyriales; Herpotrichiellaceae. Gene Ontology annotation, biological process: calcium ion import across plasma membrane.